Eremothecium cymbalariae DBVPG#7215 is the source of this 2613-nucleotide messenger RNA. RefSeq lists its product as uncharacterized. The record is from RefSeq and is a predicted model, not a curated record. The transcript has a single exon. Gene Ontology annotation, molecular function: ribonucleoside-diphosphate reductase activity, thioredoxin disulfide as acceptor; ATP binding. Bases 1 to 2613 code for a protein of 870 amino acids. Gene Ontology annotation, biological process: deoxyribonucleotide biosynthetic process; DNA replication. NCBI's taxonomy places the organism in Eukaryota, Fungi, Ascomycota, Saccharomycetes, Saccharomycetales, Saccharomycetaceae. Gene Ontology annotation, cellular component: ribonucleoside-diphosphate reductase complex.
AUGGCUAAUGGAAGCAAGAUGUUGGACAAGGAAACGCUGAGUAAAUCGUUGACCAAAUUAGCAUAUGGGUUGCACAUAGAAUAUAUGAAUAUCGAUGAAGCUGUGCAUAAAAUUAUGGUUGGAAUACCCGAAGGGGUAAUGGAGCGGGAGUUGACAAUGUAUAUUGGUGAGAGUCUUGCAGCAUUGACGACGCAGCAUCCAGAUUUUUCUAUACUUGCAGCUAGAAUUGAGGUUGCUGAAUUACAUGGGAGGCUAGCAGGGUUGAAGUUCACUGAUAAUUUGAGCCUUUUGGUUGCUUCAGUGCCAAAGGAAGGUGUUACAGGAGAAGGAGAAGAUGAAGAACACCCACGGAAACGUCAAGCUAGAUCCAGUAAUAGAAAUGCAAGAAUGAAACCACUGAUAAGCAAGGAAUUCUACGAGAUGGCUAUGAAGCAUAAGGAUAUUAUUAAUGAAGCAAUUGAUAGUAGCCGUGAUUACCAUUUUAGCUAUUUUGGAUGGAAGACACUUUGUAAGUCAUAUUUGUUGAAGAAAGAUGGAUUAGUUCAUGAGACGCCGCAGCAGUUGUUUAUGAGGGUAGCUUUGGCGAUCCAUGGGCCAUUUGAUGAUAUUGAUUCUGUAAUAGAGACUUACAAUCUAAUGUCAAAAAAGUUUUUUAUCCAUGCAUCUCCAACUUUGUUUAAUGCAGGAACAGUCCAUCAAUAUUUGUCGUCAUGUUUUCUUUUAGGAAUCAUCGAUGAUUCAAUCGAUGGAAUUUAUGAGACCUUACAGAAGUCGGCAUUAAUUUCGAAGGCGUCUGGGGGACUGGGAAUCCAUGUGUCAACUGUUAGAGGCAGCGGAGCACUAAUUUCUGGAUCUAAUGGAACAUCUAAUGGAUUAGUACCCAUGUUACGUGUUUUCAAUAGUACUGCAAGGUAUGUGGAUCAAGGAGGUAACAAGAGACCUGGUGCUUUUUGUAUCUAUUUGGAGCCUUGGCACUCAGAUAUAUUUGAUUUCUUACAGAUGAGAAAGAACCAUGGCAAUGAAGAGAUGCGUGCUAGAGAUUUAUUUUAUGGUUUAUGGAUUCCCGAUCUAUUUAUGAGACGUGUCGAGGAAAAUAAAGAUUGGUCUUUGUUUUCUCCCGAUGAGGCCCCUGGUCUCUCUGAUUGUUACGGUAAAGAGUUUGAUGAGUUGUAUGAGAGUUAUGAAAGAGAGUUAGUCCCCAUGAAACGGGUUAAAGCUCAAAAAGUGUGGCGUGAGAUUUUGCAAUCGCAAACAGAGACCGGAGGGCCAUUUAUGCUUUAUAAGGAUGCAUGCAACCAGAAGUCUAAUCAAAAGAAUUUAGGUACGAUCCGUUCUUCCAACCUAUGCUGCGAAAUCAUAGAAUAUAGCUCACCAGAGGAGACUGCGGUUUGCAAUUUGGCCUCAGUGGCAUUACCAACAUUUGUUAUAGUAUCUGGAAGUAAGAUUAGUUUUGACUAUGCUAAAUUGCAUUCCGUUGUAAAAGUAAUAACCAAAAAUUUAGAUCGCGUGAUCGAUGUAUGUGAUUACCCUGUUCCAGAAGCUGAGAAAAGUAACAAAAAGAACAGGCCUAUGGCCAUUGGAGUCCAAGGGUUUGCUGAUACUUUAAUGAUGCUGCGUUUCCCCUUUGACUCCAAAGAGGCUGCACGCUUGAAUGUAAAUGUUUUUGAAACGAUAUACCAUGCCGCUAUCGAGGCAUCUGUGGAAUUAGCAAAGAAAUAUGGUCACUACGAAAGUUUCCCGGGCUCUCCAGCAAGUCAGGGACUCUUACAAUUCGAUCUUUGGGGAUUGAACAAAGAGAAUCACAACUUUCUAUAUUCGGAUUGGGACAAAUUAAAAGAGCAAAUAACCUCAGGAGCUGGUUUAAGGAAUUCAUUGCUGGUUGGACCAAUGCCUACAGCUUCCACUUCCCAAAUUCUAGGUUUCACUGAAUCCUUCGAACCAAUGACAUCCAUGAUAUAUACGAGAAGAGUGCUCAGCGGCGAAUACACCAUUAUAAACAAAUACAUGGUUCAAGAUUUCUGUACAUUGGGGAUCUGGGAUGAAAAGCUAAAAAAUAGAAUCAUCCUUGAUAACGGAUCUAUUCAAUCCAUCGAAGGAAUCCCGCAGCAUCUCAAAGACCUGUACAAAACCGUAUGGGAGCUCCCUCAGAAGAGGCUAGUCGACCUGUCGAGGGAUCGAGCUCCAUUCAUCGACCAAUCACAAUCCCUCAACCUGUUCCUGAAAGAACCGACCAUGGGGAAACUCACCAGUAUGCAUUUCUACUCUUGGAAAAAGGGCCUAAAAACAGGAAUGUAUUAUCUAAGAACCCAAGCCGCAUCCAGUGCUAUCAAAUUCACCAUCAGCGAGGAUAACACGUUGUCUGGCCCUGUAAAUAUUACCACUAAGGGUUCGUUUCCUCAUCUAGAAUACUGUGCAAAGUAUCCCGGCGUUGCCCACGAUAUAGAUGCCAAUACACCAUCCACUACCACGACCAAUACUACUUCACCAUCGUCACCCAACUCCCCUCCCCAGGAUAGCAAUGUUCCAGAAGAUGACUUCAAGAUCCACGAUCCCACACCCUUAGUUUGCACCCUUCUACAAGAUCCCUCCACAUGUGAAAGCUGUUCGGGUUAA